Messenger RNA from Anarrhichthys ocellatus (wolf-eel), 1674 nucleotides. Its product is annotated as pentraxin fusion protein-like. Bases 133 to 819 code for a protein of 228 amino acids. The transcript has 3 exons. NCBI's taxonomy places the organism in Eukaryota, Metazoa, Chordata, Actinopteri, Perciformes, Anarhichadidae. The record is from RefSeq and is a predicted model, not a curated record.
CAGGCCUAUUGUCAGAGCAUCGUUGAAGAGCUGACGUCUUGUGGCUUGUGCUAGGAGGGAAGAGGACUGGGCACGGGACAUUAUCAAGUGGGACUGAGUUAGCAACACAGAGGAGCAACAAACAACAUCAAAAUGAGUGUCAACACUGUGAGGUUUGCUGUGGGAGUACUCUUUGGAUGGUCUCUGACACUCUCCUCAGCCACCCAAGUGGGUCUGAGCGACAAAGUCCUGGUGUUCCCUUAUGAGACUGACUUCAGCUUCGUGGCCCUGAUCCCGCAGAAGGAGAUGGGACUAAGGGCCUUCACUCUCUGCAUGCGUGUGGCCACUGAGCUGCCGGAAGAACGUCAGAUCAUCCUGUUCGCCUACCGCACAGCCGACUAUGACGAGCUCAACGUGUGGCGCGAGCAGGACGGACGCAUCUCCUUUUAUAUGAGCGGCGACGGCACCUUCUACCACCUGCCGCCGCUCACCACGUUCCGCACCAGCCUCUGCCUGACCUGGGAGUCCCGCACGGGCCUGGCUGCUUUCUGGGUGGAAGGGAAACGCAGCACCUACCAGGUUUACAAACCCGGGCACACCAUCCGUCCAAAAGGCACCGUCCUCCUGGGGCAGGACCCAGACAAACACCUGGGGGGUUUGGAGGCCGUGCAGAGCUUUGUAGGGGAGAUGACUGAUCUGAAUAUGUGGGACUUUGUGCUCUCCAGGAGCAUGAUCCAGGCCUGGCACUACGGGCACAAGGUCCCCAAGGGCAACAUCUUUGACUGGGGCACCAUGGAGUAUGAGCUGAACGGGAACGUGAUGGUGGUGGAUGAUGACUGACUGAGCGUGGAGUCGAAUGCUGAGAGGGAGGAGGCGUUAGACAUCUGUGUUGGACUGAUACUGAUAUGUGCAUUUCUUACUUAGAUUCAGUCUAAAGCCAAUACUUUGUGGGACACCGAAGUCAGUUGUUUUUACAUCAUUAACCUUUUGCUAAACAGUAACUCAGUUUAGGAUCAACGCGCUGUUCCUAUGUUUGCAUUUUAAAAGUUGUACCAGUCUUUGUAUCUCAAAGCUUCAUCCUUUGAUAGAACCAAUCGGUAAAUAUGACAAAAAUUUGACGUGCCAGAUGUAUCCAUAGGGUGGCACUCUGUACUAGUUCACAUCAAACAGAAACUCUGUGUCAAGUGAAGCAUUAUCACGCAUCGGCUAAUAUGAUAUGGCAUAGAUAUGAACUGAGGUUAUUAACGAGGCCACCAAAAACUGAUGAAAAUAAGUAUUCAAGAACACAUUUCACCAGCCUAUAAUGAUAUGUAUGUUAAACUGCAAUGCGUUUAGAAAAUUACAGGUAAAGAUUGAUUUAAAAAAAGCUCUUUUUUGUUAGAAUUGAACAUACUGUAACAAAAACAAGCAUAUUUCCAAAAACCUGCCAUAAUACAUGCAAUUAAAAUAUUUGUUUGUUUGAUGCUAUUCAUGAUGAAUGUGAAGGGGAUAGAAAAACAGUAAACUGUGAGUUGCAUUAUUGCUGUGGACUUAAUGAUUUAACUGCACUCAGAGACAAAUAGCAAUUAUCAUGUUUAAUUUCCAUCGCCAUAAUGUUGCCUUUGGUUAGAGUACUCACUCAUGAAUUUUCCAUGUUUCAACUGAUGUAAGAUCGCUUUGGGGUCUGAAAUAAAAUCUUUCCAUAUGCAUAACUAA